CAAAGCCUAUGAGCCAGAAUACCCUGAUCUGACUCCACUUUAUCCCCAUCUCCCUUCUCCCUUCAACCAAGACCCAUUCACCAUCCCUUCCCCAGCCCUGGCUGCACUGCUUGACCACAUUAAGACUUGGCCUGAGAUGGAGGAAGAGUGAGGAAGCUGCUGCACCAAUGUGACUGACUGAAGCUGCCCAAAGCCCUAAAAGGAAGUGGAUAGGUGCCUUAUCCAAGAGGGUACAGCAGCCCAGGUCUUAUCAGGAGGCAGCAGCUUCCUUACUCCUUCCCCCACUGUUAACCAAGUCAUUUUGUGCCACAGCAGUGCAGGCAGCUGUGUGGGAGGAAGAGGGGCCAUAGAACUGGGGGCUAGAGUGGAGGUGUACAGACCAGCUAGUUCAUGGUUUUACUAUCCCAACCAGAAAGCCAUGAUGGUUAGACUUGCAUGGUGGUAGUAGAAAUGGCGUGAAGAUUCAAGAGAGAUAGUUGAGAGGCAGAACCAACAAGACUUGGUGAUAAACUACUCUCAGGAAAAGGGAGGAGUCAUGGCUUUCAGCCAUCAGCAUCCACCCCCAGGGUGGCCUCACCUCCUUCCCUUCCUGGCAAUCUUAGAAACCAAAUGGGUCCAGGGCCAACAGCCCUGUUUUCUGCCUACUGUUCAGUAAGUGGCUUCAGGUUUGAUAAGAAAAGACUUCCUGUGGUGGAACUGAAAGGAAGAGGAAGGAGUUAGUCCAUUCCUUCCAAGGAGGUUGUGGGAGAAGGAAGAUGGCCAGAGCUUUGUGUCCACUUCAUGCCCUCUGGCUUCUGGAGUGGGUGCAGAUGCUCUUGGGACCCGGUGCUGCCCCUCCAGCCUGGGCCUUGAACCUGGACCCAGUGCGGCUCACCUUCUACACAGGCCCCAAUGGCAGCCACUUUGGGUUUUCACUGGACUUCUACAAGGACAGCCAUGGGAGCUUGGCCAUCGUGGUGGGCGCCCCGCGGAUCCGAGGCCGCAAUCAAGAGGAGACUGGCGGCGUGUUCCUGUGCCCCUGGAGGGCCGAGGGCGGCCAGUGCUCGUCUCUGUCCUUCAACCUUAAUGAUGAGACCCGAACAGUAGGCUCCCAGACCUUCCAAACCUUCAAGGCCGGGCAAGGACUGGGGGCGUCGGUUGUCAGCUGGAGCGACAACAUUGUGGCCUGCGCCCCCUGGCAGCACUGGAACGUCGUAGAUAAGACGGAGGAGGCCGAGAAGACGCCCGUGGGGGGCUGCUUCCUGGCCCAGCUGCAGAACGCGGGCCGCGCGGAGUUCUCGCCCUGUCGCGGCAACACCAUGAGCCGCGUGCACAAGCAGCAGGAAUUCUGGGAAGACAAGCGCUACUGCGAAGCGGGCUUCAGCGCCGCUGUCACUCAGGCUGGAGAGCUGGUGCUCGGGGCCCCUGGCGGCUUCUUUUUCUUAGGGCUCCUGGCGCGGGCUCCGAUCGCAGACAUCUUCAGGAACUACCACCCGGGCACCCUCUUGUGGCACGUGGGCACCCAGCGCCUCACCUUCGACUCCAACAAACCAGAGUACUUCGACGGCUACCGGGGGUACUCGGUGGCCGUCGGCGAGUUCGACGGGAACCCCAACACAACAGAAUAUGUCUUCGGUGCCCCCACCUGGAGCUGGACCCUGGGAGCCGUGGAAAUCAUGCUCUCCAACUACCGGACGCUGCACCGGGUGCACGGAGAGCAGGUGGCUUCGUAUUUCGGGCACUCGGUGGCCGUCACCGACGUCAACGGGGACGGGAGGCACGACCUGCUGGUGGGCGCGCCCCUGUACAUGGACAGCCGCGCUGACCGCAAGCUGGCCGAGGUGGGGCGCGUGUACUUGUUCCUGCAGCCUCGGGGCUCCCACGCGCUGGGCACCCCCAGCCUCCUCCUGACUGGCACCCAGCUCUAUGGGCGAUUUGGCUCAGCCAUCGCGCCUCUGGGCGACCUCAACCGGGACAACUACAAUGAUGUUGCAGUGGCCGCCCCCUAUGGGGGCCCCAGUGGUCGGGGCCAAGUGCAGGUGUUCCUGGGCCAGAGUGAGGGGCUCAGCUCCCGCCCCUCCCAGGUCCUGGACAGCCCCUUCUCCACGGGCUCUGGCUUCGGCUUCUCCCUGCGAGGUGCCACAGACAUCGAUGACAAUGGAUACCCAGACCUUUUGGUGGGAGCGUACGGGGCUGACAAGGUGGCUGUGUACAGAGCUCAGCCGGUGGUGACGGCCACUGUCCAGCUGCUGGUACAAGGUUCGCUGAAUCCUGCUGUGAAGAACUGUGACCUGCCCAAGACGGAGACGCAAGUGAGCUGCUUUAACAUCCAGGUGUGUGUAGGAGCCACUGGACACAAUGUUCCUCAGAAGCUGGGCCUAAAUGCCGAGCUGCAGCUGGACCGGCAGAAGCCCCGCCAGGGCCGGAGGGUGCUCCUGCUGAACUCGCAACAGGCGAGCACCACCCUGCACCUGGACCUGGGGGGGAGGCACAGCCCCAUCUGCCACACCACCACGGCCUUCCUCCGGGACGAGGCCGACUUCCGGGACAAGCUGAGCCCCAUUGUGCUCAGCGUCAAUGUGUCCCUGCAGCCCGAGAAGGAUGGACUGGCGCCCGCUCUUGUGCUGCAGGGAGACACCCACGUCCAGGAGCAGACCCGCAUCAUCCUGGACUGCGGGGAAGAUGACCUGUGUGUGCCCCAGCUUCAGCUCACCGCCAACGUGACGACGGGUGCCCCGCUCCUCAUUGGAGCCGAUAACGUGUUGGAGCUAAAGAUAGAUGCAGCCAAUGACGGGGAGGGGGCCUAUGAGGCUGAGCUGGCCGUGCACCUGCCCCAAGGUGCCCACUACAUGCGGGCCGUCAGCAACGUCCAGGGCUUUGAGAGGCUGGUCUGUAACCAGAAGAAGGAGAACGAGACCAAGGUGGUGCUGUGUGAGCUGGGCAACCCCAUGAAGAGAAAUGUCCGGGCAGGAAUCACCAUGUUGGUGAGUGUGGAGAACCUGGAAGAGGCUGGGAAGCAAGUGUCCUUCCGGCUGCAGAUCAGGAGCAAGAACAGCCAGAAUCCAAACAGUGAGGAGGUGGUGCUGGAUGUGCCAGUCCGUGCGGAGGCCCAUGUGGAGCUUCGAGGGAGCUCCUUUCCAGCCUUCCUGGUGGUGGCGGCGGAAGAAGGCAACAGGGAGAACAUCUCAGACACCUGGGGCCCCAAAGUGGAGCACACCUAUGAGCUCCACAACAACGGCCCUAGCACUGUCAGCGGCCUCCACCUCAGCAUCCACCUCCCUGGCCAGUCCCAGUCCUCUGACCUGCUCUACAUCCUGGAUAUACAGCUUCAGGGGGGGCUUCAGUGCUCCCCACAGCCCUCCCCCAACCCCCUCAAGCUGGACUUGGGGGUGCCCACCCCAAUUCCUUCCCCCGCUUCCCGGGGCCACCACAAGCGGGAUCGCAGGCAGGCGUUCCUGUCAGGGUCCAAGCAGCCAUCGAGGCUUCAGGAUCCAGUUCUUGUGAGCUGCGACUCGGCGCCCUGUACUGUGGUGCAGUGCGAGCUGCAGGAGAUGGAGCGCGGGCAGCGGGCCAUGGUCACGGUGCACGCCUUGCUGUGGCUGCCCAGCCUCCGCCAGAGGCCCCUGGAUCAAUUUGUGCUGCAGUCGCAGGCUUGGUUCAAUGUCUCCUCCCUUCCCUACACCGUGCCCGCCCUCAGCCUGCCCAGUGGAGAAGCUCUGGUCCAGACGCAGCUGCUUCGGGCCUUGGAGGAGCGGGACGUCCCCAUCUGGUGGGUGCUGGUGGGCGUGCUGAGUGGCCUGCUGUUGCUCACACUCCUGGUCCUGGCCAUGUGGAAGGUUGGCUUCUUCAAGCGGAAUCGGCCUCCCCUGGAGGAAGAUGAUGAAGAGGAGGAGUGACAGUGCAGCCCAGGCUCUAUCCUACAGGAAGGCUGGGCGUGAUCCCCGCUCUGCCCCUUCUUCUCCGAGUGCCCCCCAACUCUGCUCACCCCCAGGUUGGAGCUGUUCCAUGGAGGCCUCCUGAUGUCUUCUCCCUCCCAUCAGAGCUGGGCCACCCCCUUUCUUGCUGCCUGAUAAAGAGGCUGAGCCCCAACUCAGUGUGCUGCUUCCUCUUGGGGUCAGGGGAGGAGAGGGAGGUGAUAUUUGGAGUGGGGAUCUGGGGCUGCUAGAAAUAUGAGCAGACAGCAUCUGUCAAGGCAGAGGUUGCAAAUUACUGUCUUUGAGGAGUGUCAGGGAGUAGAAAGUGGGGGUGGAACAAGGGAGAAAGGGUGGCAGAGCCUCCGGGUGAGGCGGGAGGGGGGUGGAGGUGUUUGAGAAUGGCUGGGAGGAUGGCAAAGUCGGCAGGCAGGGUCCCUGAUGGGCAGCUUUAAACACUUCUUUAAUGAUUUUGAAGAGAUAAACACCAAGAAAAGAACAUGUUCUCCUUCACUCUCAUUUUUUAAAAAGGCCUUUAAAGCUGUGUUCAGAGUGAGAAGGGGCAGAGAGGGAAGCUGACUGAGCCCUCAUCCUGAGGAAGGCAGUGUGAGGGAGGUGUACUAUUCCUUCUUCCCCACCAAGGAGAAGGGUCUUAAGUUAGGAAAUAGGCACCAGGCAGGAAGGCCCCAGGAGGGAGACACUGAGGUCAGAGUCGGGAAGUAGUGGUCGGGGAUCCACCAGGAGUCCUGAGGGAUUUGUGGAUUCAUGUUCAAUAAACAUUUAUUGAGCACCUACUAUGUGCCUGGCACCAUUCCAGUGCUGGGAUGGAACAGGGAACAACAAAAAAGUCCCUGCCUUCAUGGAACUUCCAUCCAAUCAGGGGCAAAGGGAAAUAAAUCCUAUAUACUAAAAACUGCAAAUUGUCCCCAUAACUGGGAGUUCGACCAGGGGGCAGGGCCGGCUGGCCAACCGCCCACAGCUCCUCUCCCU
Myotis myotis is the source of this 4880-nucleotide messenger RNA. RefSeq names its product integrin subunit alpha 2b (gene ITGA2B). The coding region runs from base 756 to 3875 and encodes 1039 amino acids. Gene Ontology annotation, cellular component: external side of plasma membrane; integrin complex. Gene Ontology annotation, molecular function: integrin binding. The record is from RefSeq and is a predicted model, not a curated record. Gene Ontology annotation, biological process: cell-cell adhesion; integrin-mediated signaling pathway; cell-matrix adhesion. Lineage: Eukaryota; Metazoa; Chordata; Mammalia; Chiroptera; Vespertilionidae. The transcript has 30 exons.